AUGCACGCUUCAGACCCAAAACGCACCGACCAAGCGAAUCACCCACAAACCGCAGACAUGAUAAAUGAUGUUAUCCAAGUAACAAAAGAGCGAUAUGAGAAAUGCCAGCAGGGAGGUUUGAGGAUUUCAAGGUCAACGGGUAAAGAUAUUGACCUUCGACAACUUUCACAAAAAAUAAUCAAUGCUGCAUUAUCUUUCAAGGAGAUCAUUAGCACAACAGCCGGUUUUGAUCCCACCCACCAUGCUGCAAGUGCUUGGGCUGUCAUCUCACUUGGCUUAACUAUGACCAAAAACCGCUUUGACCUGUGUGAUGCUUUGUUUGAUUCUUCAGAGUAUCUGGCGAAUGUUCUUGCCCGAUGUGCCUAUAUUGAAAAGAAUUUUUACAGUGCUGACUCCCAGGAGAAAGCUGAGAUAGGACAUGCAAUUGUCAGAGUCUACAAGGUGGUUCUCCAAUAUGCAGCAGAGGUAUUGACUGGUCACAAGCCCAGUGUGGGAAGAUGGAUAUUGGACACUGUCACUGCAGUUACAAAACAACGCCUCCUAGAGCUGCAAACUUCUGUCAAGGAGGAAGAACAGCACUUGCAGCAAUGGAUCCAACUUGAUGGACAUCUUCAGCAUGGGAAAAAUGCCGAAAACAUUCUGGCUCAAAUAGAUGAGGUGUCAACAUCCCUUCGAAAUCUUGUCCAAAAGUUCAACCUACCGAUUGCAGAAGGAGCUUUUUACAACUCUUACAACCCAUACAUGGAUUCGCUUGAAGCUCUAUGUCUUCCAGGGACCAGGACUGAGCUCCUCUGCCAGGUUUCAGAGUGGGCUGAAUCGUCUGGUAGUAAAGGCAUAUUCUGGUUAAAUGGCAUGGCUGGAACAGGAAAGUCUACUAUUGCCCGAACCGUUGCACAGACAUUUAAAGACAAUGGGCAACUGGGAGCCAGUUUCUUCUUCAAAAAGGGUGAAGCGGACCGUGGUAAUGCAAGGAGAUUCAUAUCAACCAUCACAAAGCAAUUAAUAGCCCAUGACCAGCAGUUGGCAUCUGGCGUUCUGAAAGCAAUUGAGACGGAUCCUGAUAUUUCAGAGAAAUCUCUCCGAGAUCAGUUUGACAUGCUCAUUCUCCAGCCACUCCAAGCACUGGAACUGGAUCAGACUACAUCAAUGGUAAUUGUGAUUGAUGCGUUGGAUGAGUGCGAGCAUGAUAAUGAAAUACGGAUCAUCCUUGAACUUUUGCCAUAUCUGCAAUAUUCAACCUCCAUCAGACUAAAAGUUUUCUUAACAAGUCGACCAGAACUUCCAGUGCAACUUGGAUUCAAGAAGGUUGAUAAUCAUCAGGAUCUGGUGCUCCAUCAGCUUCCGCAGCCAGUAAUUGAGCACGACAUACGGCUGUACUUGAAAGACAGACUAUCAAAGAUAAAAGACGAUAAUGAUACACUCCCUCCCAAUUGGCCAGCAGUGACAGAAUUGAGAAAUUAG
Aspergillus chevalieri is the source of this 1461-nucleotide messenger RNA. RefSeq lists its product as uncharacterized. Bases 1 to 1461 code for a protein of 486 amino acids. Lineage: Eukaryota; Fungi; Ascomycota; Eurotiomycetes; Eurotiales; Aspergillaceae. The record is from RefSeq and is a predicted model, not a curated record. The transcript has 2 exons.